Aspergillus pseudonomiae is the source of this 637-nucleotide messenger RNA. RefSeq lists its product as uncharacterized. The transcript has 2 exons. Lineage: Eukaryota; Fungi; Ascomycota; Eurotiomycetes; Eurotiales; Aspergillaceae. Bases 80 to 331 code for a protein of 83 amino acids. The record is from RefSeq and is a predicted model, not a curated record.
ACAAUAACUAUAUUGAACUUUGUGAACAACUACCUCCGUUAAAUCACCCGCACCUCCCGUCCCGUCUUGCUCCAAUAAAAUGUCUUCCUCUUCCUCUGAUAACCAGAACCCCGGCCUGCUUGAUGGGCUUGGCAACACCCUGGGCAAGACCGUCGAUGGAGUGACUGGUACCUUGGGUACCGCCGUGGGGGGAUUAGGAAAAACCGUCGGUGGAGCGACUGAGGGCUUGGGGAAGACCGUCAGCGGCACCAGUGAAGGGCUCGGCAACACCACUCAGAACGUUGGAGAGUCGGUAGGGGGCAUAUUCAGCAACAAUGAGCAGAAGAAAUGAGAAUAUCUCACGUACCUUCUGGUCAUUCGACGGGUGUCUCAAGGCGUGACUUCUCAGACUUUGAACUUCUUCGUUAUGGUAUUACUAUGUUACUUUACUCUGAGGGAAGGUGUGUGUAGCAUGUUCUACUGCCGAUGUAUUAUGAAUUUGGUAAUCGAGGUGAAAUUGUUGCCUGAUAUUUAGCUUUCUGACCUGCUUCAAUCGUGGAGUCAAUUAUAUAGAAUCCUGUGUGUUUGAGUUAAAGCUCUUGAUGGCUAGGUGCAAACAUUGAUGACUGUUCCAAGGGUUGUAACAGAUGUACCUGGU